AUGGCUCGGAAGAUGAGCAUCAACGAGCUGGAGGACCAGCUCCUCUGUCCCAUCUGCCUGGAGGUGUUCAAGGAGCCCCUGAUGCUGCAGUGUGGGCAUUCCUACUGCAAGUCCUGCGUGGGGUCUCUCUCGGGAGAGCCGGCGGGGCGGUUCCUGUGCCCCGUGUGCCGCCAGAGCGUGGACCGCGGGGCCUCGCCGCCCAACGUCACGCUGGCCCGCGUCAUCGAGGCCCUGCAGAGCUGGGGGGAGGCAGAGCCCUCCCCGGAGUCCUGCCCCACCCACCGCAACCCCCUCAGCCUCUUCUGCGAGGCCGACCGGGAGGUGAUCUGCGGGCUGUGCGGCACCAUCGGCAGGCACCCGCAGCACCCCANGGCCCCUCCUCCAGAGGUGUUGUCUUUCCAGGAGGAGCUGUCUGUACUGCUGACCGAUGUCCACCAGUACAAGAGGAACCUGGAUGAACACCUCAACAAGCUCCUCAACAACAAAAGCCGCAUCGCAAACGAGGUGGAUGUCUUCAAGUGGGUGAUCCGGAAGGAGUUCCAGGAGCUGCACAGGUACAUCGACGAGGAGAAGGCCACGUUCCUGGAGAGCGUGGAGGGGAAGGCAGCCCAGCUCAUCACCUCCAUUGAGUCCCAGGUCAAGCAGACAUCAGACGCCCUGCAGAGGCUUAGGGAGAUGCAGAGCUCUCUGGAGGCGCUCAGCAACGAGAGCCAGCUUGACUUCAUCCGGAAAUAUGGCUCCUCCCAGUUCAGGUCAGAGCUCCCCAGCCUGCACCCCGGUGACGGCGUCUUUACCCCCGUGUCCUUUAAGCCAUGUUUCCACCAAGACGACAUCAAGAUGACCGUGUGGAAGCGCCUGCACCGCCGCGUCCUUCCAGCUCCAGAGUCGCUGAAACUGGACCCGGUGACAGCGCAUCCCCUCCUGGAGCUCUUCAAGGGUGACACGGUGCUGCAGUGCGGGCUCUACCAGCGCCGGGACAGCAACCCCCAGCGUUUCAACUCCAGCAACUGCAUCCUCACCUGCAAGGGCUUCUCCUGCGGGCAGCACUACUGGGAGGUGAUCGUGGGCACCAGGAACCACUGGCGCGUGGGCAUCAUCAAGGGCACGGUGAGCCGCAAAGGGAAGCUCAAC
This is a messenger RNA of Merops nubicus (carmine bee-eater), 1131 nucleotides long. It is a transcript of the gene TRIM50, whose product is annotated as tripartite motif containing 50. Lineage: Eukaryota; Metazoa; Chordata; Aves; Coraciiformes; Meropidae. The transcript is spliced from 6 exons. Gene Ontology annotation, molecular function: zinc ion binding. The annotation marks the transcript as partial. The record is from RefSeq and is a predicted model, not a curated record.